Pocillopora meandrina is the source of this 3869-nucleotide messenger RNA. NCBI's taxonomy places the organism in Eukaryota, Metazoa, Cnidaria, Anthozoa, Scleractinia, Pocilloporidae. The record is from the annotation of a GenBank genome assembly.
UUGAUCAUUGCUUUUUUUCAUGUGGUGGCUCCUAAAGGAGCCGUUUGUUUGAAUGUUGAUGCAGUCCACUUAUGCUCGUUCUCCGCGGAUUCGGCGGGCCAGCUGAAUGUCCUUGGGCAUGAUGGUGACACGCUUGGCGUGGAUGGCGCACAAGUUGGUGUCUUCAAACAGUCCGACAAGGUAAGCCUCGCUAGCUUCUUGAAGAGCCAUCACAGCCGAGCUCUGGAAACGCAGAUCGGUCUUGAAAUCUUGGGCGAUUUCUCGCACAAGACGCUGGAAGGGCAGCUUGCGGAUCAACAGCUCGGUGGAUUUCUGGUAACGACGGAUCUCACGAAGAGCGACUGUACCAGGCCUGUAUCGAUGAGGUUUCUUGACUCCACCGGUCGCAGGGGCGCUCUUACGGGCUGCUUUUGUGGCGAGCUGUUUUCGUGGAGCUUUCCCACCAGUUGAUUUACGCGCAGUUUGUUUUGUACGAGCCAUUUUUUGAAAAGAUUCGAGUAACAAGAAAGCUAACUGAGUAUAAUACCGAUUGCUUACAAAUCCAUUUAUACCUUGGCGGGCUAGCAUCUGAUUGGCUUUAAAAUAAGAGAUCUGAUUGGUCGAGUGUGGGAACUGUAUAUAAUAUCACAGUUAUGUAGUUGUAUUUCGAUCCGAAUCGACCUGGAAUAGUUUAGAAGGCUUUGGAACAUCUUUGAGCAGUGUAAAAACUUGCUUUAAACGAGAGAAUGCUCAACUAAACUGGUUGAGUGGUAGUUUAAACGAACUUUUAUAAAACAGAUGUCAACACUUGUUUGAUUGCAAAGGUUGUUAGCGUGCAGUAGUAGGAGUGCUAACAUGCUGGUUUGUGAGAUUGAUUACUAAUUUGGCCUUUAGCCCUUUGUUCUGCAUUCAACCAAUACCAAGCUACGUCUGUCUUGUUUUCUGAGAGGUCAUAGUUGCCCUUAUAAAAUAACAGAAACGUAAUUCAUUCAGUCAUAACUCAGUCACUCGAGUAACAAUCAGUAUGUCUGGUCGCGGCAAAGGAGGUAAAGGUCUCGGAAAAGGAGGCGCCAAGCGUCACCGAAAGAUCCUUCGGGAUAACAUCCAAGGUAUCACUAAGCCAGCCAUCCGUCGACUUGCUCGCCGUGGGGGUGUUAAGCGUAUCUCUGGUCUGAUCUACGAGGAAACUCGCGGUGUUCUCAAAGUUUUCCUUGAGAACGUCAUCCGUGAUGCUGUGACAUACACCGAGCAUGCCAAGAGAAAGACUGUGACAGCCAUGGAUGUGGUGUACGCUCUGAAGAGACAAGGUCGCACUCUGUACGGCUUUGGCGGUUAGACGGACGCUUCAUUACACAAACAAACGGCUCCUUUGGGAGCCACCAAGUCUUGAAAAAGUCGUAAUCAAUAAAAUGGUUUUCGUCAUUGAUAAAAUGUACUGACCUACCCCACCAGGACGGGAGCCGCACUAAACACAGCGUAUCAGCAUCCUUCUGCGAAAAUUCGUUGCGAAAUAUUGUUUUAUACGAUUUUAAUUUGAAGAGAGAAUCAAAGUGUCUAAUCAAAGAGCGAGGACACAGCUUUCCUACUUGUCUCCAGUGGUUUUAUGUUUGGGAUUAGUGGUUAUGGGAAAGCUCGCGGCCGUUUUGAUCUUGCUGCGUCUCGUUUACUUUCUAAGACUGAUUGACCUUUGGUACUGGACCUUGCGAUCACAAACACGCAUUUGGACAUUAUGUCGCAAUUUUUGUAACGUUCCUUUUCAAGGCUUACUGUAAACGGAACGAAAUGAUAUGAAAAUCUGUAAUUUGCGAAAUAAGAUUUCUACUUUGCAAAUUACAGAUUUUUCGUUUCGUAAUUUACAUAUUUCUCUUUCGAAAAUUACAGAUUUAAAUUUCGCAGAUUAAAGAUUUGCAUUUCGUUUCGUUUUGCAAAUGAUAGUAAGCUAUUGGAAGCGAAUAGUGCACUCUAUUUGUGAGUUAUAAUGGUUCUUAAUGCCUAGUACCCUCUUUAGAUCCUAUAACCAAGCUCAAGAUAUUUUAAGAUAUUGUUUUUUUAAGCUUUGGAUGAUCGAGUAUUGAUUAGUCACACAUUAGUAUCCAAUACUGUUUGGCACAAUGUAGGUAACGUGUUCUUCGGAGCGCAAAAAUUUGUGCGCGCUAAUGGACUAUGAUCUUUUGCUCGCUUUCGGUUCAGAUAAACUCCCAUUAUAGUCUUGGACUUGGAAAUUAAACGAGGAAAGUUUCGGCAUAUAUGUAUUAGUUACUUUUUAGCGCAGUGUAGAUAAUCUUCCACGCUGGAAUCUUACAUCAGUUCUUUCAUCAGUGAUGUGUGAGUCAAUUUUGGCGGUAUUUCUGUAACGUUCUUAUCGAUCCGGUGAAAAACCGGAUAGCGCAUUGUGGGUGUUUGGCGAAAGAAUUGAAAAUCACCGAAACACUUCGUUGACCAUGAAUCAAUUUCAUUUGAAAGCACAUGGAUUUUGGCGGCGAACCAUUGUCCGUCCAAAUGAGCGUAUGACCGCCAAUUCCUUGUGGGACAGGAGCACCUAAUGUUCAGAUCGAAUUUGAAAUCACAAAAUUGACCAUAAUUUUCCGACUGCCACAAGUAGCGACCAAACUUCCUGUAGUGACUGAAUAGGAUACUUUUAUUUAACUGGGGAAGUGGUAUCUCUUAUGGCAAUUUUAUUUGUAUUUUUUUUAAUUAAAGCAAGUUUGACGAAUUUUUAAGGAAUAACAAACGGUUGAUCGAGACUUUUGUCGUAUGUGGUGGCUCCUAAAGGAGCCGUUUUGUAUAAGCAGUGAAAGCUUGUUUAGGCUUUCGGUUUCUUCUCGGUCUUCUUGGGUAGAAGAACAGCCUGGAUGUUGGGAAGAACACCUCCCUGCGCAAUGGUGACGCCAGCCAGCAGUUUGUUCAACUCCUCGUCAUUACGGACAGCUAGCUGAAGGUGACGGGGGAUGAUUCUUGUUUUCUUGUUGUCACGAGCAGCGUUGCCCGCCAACUCGAGGAUCUCAGCGCUCAAGUACUCGAGCACAGCAGCCAAGUACACUGGUGCACCAGCGCCAACACGCUCAGCGUAAUUUCCUUUGCGGAGAAGACGGUGGAUUCGACCAACUGGGAAUUGAAGCCCUGCUCGGGAUGAGCGGCUUUUAGACUUGGUGCCCUUAGCUUUACCUUUUCCGCGACCAGACAUGUUUGAAUAUUUCGGAAGGUUCACUCGAUGCGAGAAUGUAAGAGCAUGAAUGAACUUCAAUAAUUAUGGUUAGUUAUUUAUGCACGAAGGAUCGAAAAGCGCCAAUCACAUCUUUGUUGACCGAUUGAAUUUCAAUAACCGUUGUCUCUGGUUUGUUUACAAAAGAAAUGAAAUACAAAGAAGUUUGACCUCUGCGGUCAUUUUGGGUUGAUACCCAAUCAGCAAUCGAGGAUUUCGAUCCGUAUGAUAAUUGAUCCUUCCGUCUAUUCACUAUAAAUUGAAGAAGCAUCGAGUUGCCCGGUAUUGAGGUUACAACUGUUCUUCAGAUAUAAUGGCUCCCAAAGUUGCAGGAAAGAAAGGCGAGAAGAAAGCCGGAAAGGCAAAGGCAAUUGCUGCUGAUGGAAAGAAGAAGAGGAGAGGAAAGAGAAGGGAAAGCUAUGCUAUCUACAUCUACAAAGUGUUGAAGCAAGUUCACCCUGACACUGGUAUCUCCAGCAAAGCCAUGGGCAUCAUGAACUCGUUCGUCAACGACAUUUUCGAGCGCAUCGCUACCGAAGCUUCCCGCCUAGCCCACUACAACAAGAAAUCGACCAUCAGCUCUCGUGAGAUCCAGACAGCCAUCAGGUUGCUUCUGCCAGGCGAACUGGCCAAACACGCCGUCAGUGAAGGAACAAAGGCUGUGACCAAGUACACUAGCAGCAAGUAA